Podospora anserina S mat+ is the source of this 1494-nucleotide messenger RNA. RefSeq lists its product as uncharacterized. The transcript is spliced from 4 exons. Bases 1 to 1494 code for a protein of 497 amino acids. The record is from RefSeq and is a predicted model, not a curated record. NCBI's taxonomy places the organism in Eukaryota, Fungi, Ascomycota, Sordariomycetes, Sordariales, Podosporaceae. Gene Ontology annotation, cellular component: membrane. Gene Ontology annotation, molecular function: transmembrane transporter activity. Gene Ontology annotation, biological process: transmembrane transport.
AUGAACUCCUCUUCGGAGAAGGUCGCCGCCGGCGAAGUCAACAACAUUGAGAAUGCUGACUCCAAGGCUGGCUCCAAGGCUGGCUCGGAUGUCCACCGCUCGCCUGCCGACUUUGGCUUCACGCCAGAGCAGGAGAAGGCCAUUCUCAGACGGGUCGAUCGCCGUCUCGUCUUGACUGUCGGUGCCAUGUACUGCAUCUCGCUCAUGGACCGUACCAACUUGGGUGCCGCCAACAUCGCCGGCAUGGGUGUUGAUCUCGUCUUGAUUGGAAACCGCUACUCUCUCAUCUCCCUCUUGUUCUUCGUCACCUACAUCAUCUUCCAGCCCCCAUCCACCAUUCUUGUCCGCAAGAUUGGUCCCAGAUUGCAUUUGGCUGCCAUCACUGUCUUGUGGGGUGCCGUCAUGAUUGGUAUGGGUUUCGUCGUGAACUGGGAGCAGAUGGCCGGCAUGAGACUUCUUCUCGGUGUGUUGGAGGCUGGCUUCUUCCCCAGCGCUGUCUACCUUUUGAGCACCUGGUACACUAGAUAUGAGGUCGGAAAGAGAAACGCCGUCUUCUAUCUCAUUGGUUCUUGCGCCAGUGCCUUUGCUGGUAUCCUGGCUUACGGAAUCAUGCAAAUGAAGGGCCUUGCUGACAUGAACGGUUGGAGAUGGAUCUUCGUCAUUGAAGGUAUCCUCACCUGCGUGCUCGGUCUUGUCGGCUACUGGCUCCUCGUCGACUUCCCCGACUCCAAGAGAGAGUCCUGGUCUUUCCUUGGCCCCACCGAGAAGGAGUGGAUUUGCGCUCGUGUCAACGCCGACCGUGGUGAUGUCAAGGUCCAGGAAUUCUCCAUCAAGAAGUACCUCGGUGCCGGUCUCGACUGGAAGAUUUGGGCCUACGCCAUGAUCUUCUUCAACACCACCACCGUCACCUACGCCCUCGCCUACUUCUUGCCCAUCAUUCUCAACCUCGAGCUCGGAUUCUCGGUCGGCGAGGCUCAGUGCCUGGUUGCUCCUCCCUAUGCCUUUGCCGCCAUCAUCAUCUACCUCUCUGGCUGGAUCGGCGACAAGUACCACGUCCGCGGCCCCGUCAUUGUCGGAAACAUCAUCCUCUGCAUGAUUGGUCUCCCCAUCAUGGGCUUCGCCAAGAGCUCGGCCGUCCGCUACUUUGGCGUCUUUUUCGUCACCGCCGGCGCCAACGCCAACGUCUCGACCGCCCUGUCCUACCAGGCCAACAACAUCCGCGGCCAGUGGAAGCGCGCCUUUUGCUCGGCCACCUUUGUCAUGUUUGGCGGCAUCGGCGGCAUCGCCGGCUCGCUCGUCUUCAGAGGCGAGGACGCGCCCCACUACCGCCCCGGUCUCUAUGCCUGCAUUGCCACCAGCGGUCUUACUCUGAUCCUGGUUGGCAUUCUCAGCUUGAGCUUCUACCGGUCCAACAGCGCGGCCGACAGGGGCGAGAAGGAGCUUGAGGCUGAUGGCGAUGAGGAUUAUGAGCCUGGGUUCCGUUACACUUACUAA